AUGGAGUUGAACUCGCGAAUUGUGGGACCAGCCUCGCCACGCUGGCACAAGUUCAGCGCCAGUGACGGUGGCGCUACAGAGAAGAGGGUAGCUCCCCUGCGAAAGGCGCUACUAAAAAGGGAGAGGGGGAGAAGGAAUGGGAAAGAGAGGCCGACUUCUAGGGCGGUUCCGUGGUCCGCGGCGAGGGACCAGGACCUCAAGGUCGCGCUGCGGCGGGAGAAGAAGGUGCCAGAGCCGACGCCCGCUGAGCGGGUGUUGGAGGCGGCCGAGCUGCAGCGGCUGCGGCGGGCGGCGCGUGGGAUGGACAAGUGGGUGCGGGCCAAGAAGGCCGGGGUGACGAACGAGGUGGUGGAGGAUGUGCGGAGGGAGUGGUCCAGCGGCCAGGAGCUCGAUGGGGUUCGGGUCGUCGAGCCGCUCCGGCGGUGCAUGGACAGAGCUAGGGAGAUCCUGGAGAAAAAAUCAGGAGGCUUAGUUGUUUGGACAAAAGGAGAUAUACAUUUCGUAGCUAAUAUUCAGAAAGUUCCUGUGUUAAAAUGUACUACCCCUGAACCCGAAAGGACAUAUGGAAGCAUCUCUGAGUCUUUAAGAAAUGGCAACGGUGACGCUUAUGGUGCUUUCCGAGAGAUUGAUCAAAGCAUUGGUGUUCAUACAUACGACGAAGCACCUAUCGAAGGAACACUCUAUGAAAGAGAAGUCAACAGACUGUUGGACAGUUUGGGACCUCGGUUUAUAGAUUGGUGGUGGAACACACCAUUGCCUGUGGAUGCUGAUCUCCUUCCACAAGUUGUCCCAGGCUACAAGACACCAUUUAGACAAUGUCCUCCUGGUGUGAGACCGACACUAGCAGAUGGGGAGUUGACAUACUUGCGCAAGCUUGCACACCCUUUGCCGACACAUUUUGCCCUAGGCAGGAAUACAAAACUACAGGGUUUGGCUGCUGCUAUUCUAAAGCUUUGGGAAAAGAGCCUUCUAGCAAAGAUUGCAGUGAAAGUGGGUAUCCAGAAUACCAGUAAUGAACAAAUGGCGUGGAAUCUUAAGCAUCUUACUGGAGGAACUAUCAUAUUGAGAAACAAGGCUUUUAUUAUUCUAUAUAGAGGCAAGGAUUUUCUUCCUGGUGGAGUUAAGCGGUCUGUUAUUGAACAAGAGGCACGGGUAGAUGCCCAGCAUGUGAAGGAAGAAGAAGCCCGAUUAACGGUGAUUGACUCCCUUCAGAUAUAUGCUGGUUUACCAUCUGAGGAAAGUUCUGUGGGGACUUUCAGGGAGUAUCAGGAUUUCCAGGUUAACCAUGUGCAUGAAACAACUGAAAACAACCAGGCCAUGAUAGAACUAGAGGCUGAGAAGCACAGAUUGGAGAAGGAUCUGAAAGACCAGGAACGGAGGCUUUUCAUUCUCACUAAGAAGAUUGAAAGAUCCAACCAGGCGCUGGCAAAGCUUCAUAGUUCCUGGAACCCUUCAGAGCCAUCUUCAGACAAAGAACUUUUGACAGAGGAGGAAAUGAUGAUAUUCCGAAAGAUUGGCCUAAAGAUGGAUGAGCAUGUGCUCCUUGGAAGACGCGGUAUCUUUGAUGGUGUAAUUGAAGAGAUUCAUCAACACUGGAAACACAAAGAGAUUGUGAAAGUAAUUACCAAGCAGACUCGAGCUUACCAGAUAACAUACACAUCGAUGCUGCUUGAGGUUGAGACGGGAUGAAUGUUAAUAGCAACACAAAAGCUCACAAACAGCCACGCCAUAAUACUUUACCGUGGAAAGAAUUAUCGCCGCCCAACAAAAUCAGAACCCAGUAAUCUUCUGACUAAAAGAGAAGCAUUACGAAGAUCAGUUGAGGUUCAGC
Molecule: messenger RNA, 1831 nt
Organism: Lolium rigidum
Lineage: Eukaryota; Viridiplantae; Streptophyta; Magnoliopsida; Poales; Poaceae
Product: chloroplastic group IIA intron splicing facilitator CRS1, chloroplastic-like
Exons: 8
Coding region: 1-1689 (562 amino acids)
Biological process (GO): RNA splicing, via transesterification reactions
Molecular function (GO): mRNA binding
Source: RefSeq, a predicted model, not a curated record